UUAGCGUGAUGAUUCUGAAAACUUGAAGAUGGUAAGUAGUCCCGAGUCACGGGUGGAUGCCAUUGUCAGGGUUGUCGAAGCGAAGCUUCCCUAGUCGCUCUUCCUGAACUCGGACCUUUUCCAAAUCCAAAGUAAGCUUCUACCGUGGGUCCAGGCCCCCCGCACACACUUGUUUAUCAUGAGUGGGAAUUUAAUUGGGUAUGGGGGACGGGGGCACACAAAAUUCAAGGUGCAAGCUUACGCGACAUGUUACAAUGCCACCUUGGCUAUCCGAAUAAACGAGCUUGGCCGGCUUGGCUGCGUACAAACCAGAGCAACCUCUCAGAGUAGAGUUUCAUUCACCUCACGACGGGGACGCCGAGGACUUUCCGGAGGGUCACACAUAAAAGCUUGAGAUGCCCUUUCCUUAGAUUUGUCCGGAUAGUCUGCUUGGUAUACAAGUCAAUUGCCUUGGAAUCACCGCGACCUCAAGCCGCCCAGAACGUCAAGCCUUCAACAUCAUAUAUUGUUCGCACCCAAGACAUAGGCAUCGACAUUAGCCGGCACUAACAUGUCUACCUCUACCACUUCCUACGAAGCCGCAGACCCCAUUGCAGUCGGCAUUUUGCCCACUGCUAAGCAAAGCUUGAAGGACUUGUUUAUCUGGAAACAGAGAGUCGUUGUUACUAAUGACUUCGGAGAAGAGCACACAGAAUGGCAGAGCCCAGAACCGCUCCGAAACCCAAUCUCGUUAAUGGCACAGCUGAGUGCUCGUGAUGUGAGUUACCACACCUUUUAAGCCAAGAACACAGCACAUCCCGCCACAACCACAAUUCUCUGGACCACAAGGCUUUCCUGUGCAUAUCAAAACAGAAUACUAAUAUGUUAUAGUGGGUCUUCUUUAUAGUAGGCUUUGGAAGUUGGACUGCAGAUGCGUUCGAUUUUCGUAAGUGGACGAUCUAGAAAUGCAAAUCUUGGUCUAAUGUUUUAUGCAGACGCCCUUUCAAUCCAGACCACAAAAUUCGCGAAAUACUACCACCAAUCUAAUACCAACAUUACAACUGCAAUCACCCUUACGCUUCUUCUCCGAUCAAUUGGUGCUGCCGCGUUUGGUCUCGCAGGAGACAAAUUUGGACGAAAAUGGCCUAUGGUUAUCAACAUGAUUGUUCUUGGUCUUCUUCAAAUCGCCACAAUUUACAGCCACACAUUCCAGCAGUUUUUGGCUGUUCGUAGUCUGUUUGGUCUCUUUAUGGGCGGUGUUUAUGGCAAUGCUAUUGCCAUGGCUCUUGAGCACUGCCCCACCAAUGCUAGAGGCCUUAUGUCCGGUAUAUUGCAACAAGGUUACGCAUUUGGAUAUGUGUUGGCUGCUUGUGCCAAUUUGGCUGUUGGAGGUGAAACUGACUCUUGGAAGGUGGGUUUCAAAAUACGAUCCAGUGAAGAAAAUUGACUGAUUUGGAUGUUAGACUGUUUUCUGGGCUGCAGCUGGAGCUUCCAUUGGGUAAGUUGAGAAAAAGACUUAAGCGAUGACCGACCUCUAACAAGUAAUAGAUUAGGGCUUAUUCGAAUCUGCUUCCCUGAAUCUCAACAAUUCCUCGAUGCCAAGAAGAAUGGUCACAAGAACGUCACUGCUGGAGCUUUCCUGAGAGAAACCAAGACUAUGCUCGCUAGUCAGUGGAAGAUGUGUGUUUACUGUGUCAUUCUCAUGACUUGGUUCAACUUUUAUAGGUGAGGAAAAUUCCUAGAGUACUUUGUAGGGACGACUGACUAACAAUUUCUAGUCACACUUCCCAAGAUUCUUACACAACAUUCAUGAAAGAUUCCAAGGGACUUAACAACGGCGCUGCCUCCAGAGCUUCUAUCUGGAUGAAAGUCGGUGCCUGUAAGUACUCCUUUCGCUCUCUGUAUUUAUAUAACUAACUUGUUAGGCGUUGGGGGUACAAUCUUGGGGUACACUUCCCAAUUUAUUGGUCGUCGCCGUGCCAUGAUCGGUUCCGCAUUCAUGUCCGCAUUGAUGAUACCAGCAUGGAUUCUUCCCAACGGCGAGCACGCUUUGUCUGCAACUGGAUUCCUCAUCCAAUUCUUCGUCCAAGGUGCAUGGGGUGUCAUUCCAAUUCACUUGAAUGAACUUGCCCCACCUGCGUUCAGAUCUUCAUUCCCAGGUAUCACUUACCAACUUGGUAACAUGAUUUCCUCCCCAUCAGCACAGAUUGUCAACGCUCUUGCUGAGAUGAUCCAUGUUAAAGAUGAGGGUGGACCAAGUGUUCCUGCCUAUGGUCCAGUUAUGGCUAUUGCCACAGCUAUUAUUGCCGUUGGUAUCAUGGUCACUGUCGCGCUUGGACCCGAAAAGAAGGGACGCAAGUUUGAAGAGGCCACUGUUGCUGGUGCUGGAGAGGUCAUUCCAAAAGACAUUGAGAAUGACGAUAAGGCAGUUCCUCAGCAAAUUGAGCAUGCUGAGGUUGUCAAGGGGGAUGAGAAAGUCGAGAUCGCUGCAGUCAAGAGCUAAGUGACAUAAUAUGAUAGACAUGAUAGAUACCCGUUAAUGUGUGGGAUGACUUGGGGGUAAUUCUGGGAAUCUAGCUCAGACUAGCUGGGCUUUGGUAAUUUUGCUUCGCCCCAGUGGGGUUCCUUUUUGUUGAACCAUUUUUAUGCGGAACAGUUUAGACAGCUGCUUUAGGCUCGAUGAUUGAUUUAAUGAGCUUAU
Molecule: messenger RNA, 2680 nt
Organism: Hymenoscyphus albidus
Lineage: Eukaryota; Fungi; Ascomycota; Leotiomycetes; Helotiales; Helotiaceae
Source: the annotation of a GenBank genome assembly